UGGCAUUUUUCUCUAUCAGUAAGCUCGUGGACGGGGCUUGCCCACGUCGAGGAAACACUUUUUAAUCAGUGCAGAUUGCUUGGAACAGAGAACGGCGGAACCCUCCUUAGGCAAACGGUAGCUACCGCUCUUUAUGCAAACAGAGCUGUGAUAUAAAAUCGCCGGCUUGGGCAGAUUCUCAUCCCUGACUGGUAGCCUCCUUCGGAGCGGAGAGGAGGAGGUCACGGCCGCCAUGGAACCCAAGGCCCUCUGCAUCCUGGUCGUGGUCUUCUCGCUGGCCCUCAGCACCCUGGCCCAGACCGAGGCCGAGACGUGUACAGUGGCCGCCCAAGCAAGAACAAAUUGUGGUUUUCCCGGUGUCACGGCUUCAGAGUGUAAAGAUAAAGGCUGUUGUUUUGACGACACUGUCCGUGGAGUCCCGUGGUGCUUCCAUCCUGUGGCUGUGGACGACUCUUCGGAAGACGAGUGCCCAUUUUAGACACUCUUCCGGCGGGAAUGGCAUCUUGAGGUGGACCGGCCCUCUGCCUGGGGGCCAGGGGUUCAGCCGCGUCACUGGCCCGACAGCUCUGGAUCCUUCUAUGUCUGUGCCUCGGCUCGCUGCGUGGAUGGCCU
This is a messenger RNA of Equus quagga, 612 nucleotides long. RefSeq names its product trefoil factor 1 (gene TFF1). Gene Ontology annotation, biological process: maintenance of gastrointestinal epithelium. The transcript is spliced from 3 exons. Lineage: Eukaryota; Metazoa; Chordata; Mammalia; Perissodactyla; Equidae. Bases 233 to 478 code for a protein of 81 amino acids. The record is from RefSeq and is a predicted model, not a curated record.